This is a messenger RNA of Staurois parvus, 342 nucleotides long. The record is from the annotation of a GenBank genome assembly. NCBI's taxonomy places the organism in Eukaryota, Metazoa, Chordata, Amphibia, Anura, Ranidae.
AUGCAAGUGCCGGUUCUCGGCUGCACUUUCCUCACGCUGUCAGGUCGUGAGGAAAGUACUGCCGAGAACCAGCAGUUGUCAGAGCGGGGAUCGGCACCGAUCAUCAGGGCACUGAUGAUCAGUGCCCUGAUGAUCGGUGCCCAGCAGUGCCACCUGCAAGCUCCGCCCACCUGUGCCCAGCAAUCACCCACCUGUGCCCAGCAGUGCACCCACCUGUGCCCAGCAGUGCACCCACCUGUGCCACUCUGCAGUGUCACACAGCUGUGCCCAGAAGUGCCACCCACCUGUGCCCAGCAGUGCCACCCACCUGUGCCCACCCACCUGUGCCCACCCACCAGUGCC